Lolium rigidum is the source of this 2283-nucleotide messenger RNA. RefSeq names its product disease resistance protein PIK6-NP-like. Bases 1 to 2283 code for a protein of 760 amino acids. Gene Ontology annotation, biological process: defense response to other organism. The record is from RefSeq and is a predicted model, not a curated record. Lineage: Eukaryota; Viridiplantae; Streptophyta; Magnoliopsida; Poales; Poaceae. The transcript has a single exon.
AUGGUACUCUCAAAGCUAAUUUUGGCAAAGUGUGGCGGGCUUCCCAAAGUAAUAGCUGCUAUAAAAAAAUAUGUGUCCUAUAGAGUUUGUGAUAUUGACAAGACUAUGCGAAGGUUGCAGUAUCUUGAUACUGACUUUAUGGUCAAGUUGGAGACUGACGAACAAUUCCUUUGUUUAAGGGGUCUCUUUUCUUGGAUGGAGUCAUACUUCGAUGCUUGCUCGGAUUUUCUCAAGCCAUGUAUAUUCUAUCUUUCAGUCUUCCCUCUAGGCCACAACAUUAGGUGGCAGCGUUUGCUGAGGCGGUGGAUUGCAGAGGGUUACUCUAGAUACAGAUCUGGUAGUACCGCGGAGGAGAAUGGGGAAACGCUCUUCUCUGAGCUUGUCAAGUUGAGCAUAAUCCAGCUGCAAUCUCGAGUAAACAAGGUGUGCCAAGUAAAUGGUUUCUUCCUUGAAUACAUCAUCUCACGGAGAAUGGAAGAUAAUCUUGUGUUUGCACUAGAAGAUUGUUGCACCUUGAACUCGCAACUUGCAGGACAACACCUCACCGUAAGGAGCAAUUGGGUUAGAGACAAGAAUUUAUUUGAGAACAUUGACUUCUCACGCUUACGGUCUCUCACGGUGUUUGGAGAGUGGAUGCCAUUCAUCAUCUCUCCCAGUGUCGAUAUGAGACUGAUUCGAGUGCUGGAUCUGGAGGACACAACAGGUGUGACAGAUAGUGACCUUGAGAAGAUUGGGAAGGCCUUUUCUCGGCUUAAAUUUCUAUCCGUACGAGGAUGUAAAGAGAUAAGGCGUGUCCCAAAAUCAUUGGGUGGCUUGAGGCAGCUUCAGACUCUGGAUGUUAGAGGCACCUCCGUGGUUACACUGCCAUCUGUUAUCAUGAAGCUAGAGAAGCUGCAAUACAUUCGUGCCGGUACCAUUGUACCAUCACAUGAAUGGACAUCAGCACAACACGGUAACAUUGAUGGCACAUCAACACAACUAGAAGACAUGACAACAGAGCUGCCAGCAGGCACAGAUGAGCUACAAACGUCAACACUAAAUGAAAGCCAUGAUGGCAUGACCAUAAGCCUGUCAGCAGCCGCAUAUGAGAUCCAAGCAUCAACACCGCUAGAACGCAUGACGGCCGAGCUGCCAGCAGGCACAGAUGAGCUACAAACAUCAACACCAUUUGAAAGCCGUGAUGGCAUGACCAUAAGCCUGCUAGCAGCCGCAGAUGAGAUCCAAGCGUCCACACCGCUAGAAGGCAUGACAGCAGACCUGGUAACAGACAGAGAUCAACAAAUGUCAACACCACUUGAAGGCCGUGAUGGCAUGACCAUAAGCCUGCCAAACGCAGAUGAGAUCCAAGCAUCUACACAGCUGGAAGGCCAUGAUGUCACGACCACAAGUAUGCCAAUAAGAUCACAUGAGGUCCUGACAUCAACGUGCAGCCCGGCGAGUGCUUUUGUAUCCUUAUUGUCCAAGUUCCGUGGUGGGCGCCAAAUUGAUAGCAGUGUUGAGAUUUCUGCAGGGAUUGGAAAGCUAAAGGCCUUACAUACCCUCGGUGUUGUAAAUGUGAGUGGUGCAGGUGGGAAGGCCAUCCUAAAUGAGCUCAAGAUGCUUACUCAGUUGCGCAAGCUCAGGUUGUCGGGCAUAAACAGCGGGAACAUGAAGGAGUUGUGUUCUGUCAUAUCAGGUCACCGCCAUCUGGAGUCCUUGUCACUCCGAAUUGACAAGGGUAAGGAUGGCAGAUUCCUUUGUUUGGAUGACCUCUCCCAGCCACCCAAGACACUAAGGAGCCUCAAGCUGUACGGACAUGUACAUGGAUUGCCCGUGUGGAUGAAGCAGUUGGACAAUCUCAGAAAGUUGGAUCUUGAGAUGACCAUACUACCGCAAGAUGACUUAUCUGUCAUUGAUGAAUUGACUUAUAAAGAUAUCUUGCAUCGUCUUUGUCUCAAGCCUGCAAUUCAAGAUGGACUCCCUUUUAACAUUUGGCAUGAGUCUCCAACUCAUUAUGGCUGUACCUUCAACUUAUGGGUCCUCAAGCUUGAUUGCAGCUCCAGUAUACAUAUCAUUUUUGAUAGGUGGAUAACAUGUUCUGUUGAGCUUCUGAUAGUUCACUGCUCUCGUGGGUCAUGUGUGCGCAUCUCUGGGCUUGAUUAUCUGCCUCGACUCAAGGAAGUGUGGCUAAAGGGUUGGUAUGACGAUGUAACCAAGCAAGACUUGCAGCGCCAAAUCGAUGGGCGGGACCCGGAAUGUACGAAAGCCGUGUUGAUACUGGAGAAACCGCCUUCCUCCUUAUGA